Cryptococcus deneoformans JEC21 is the source of this 1600-nucleotide messenger RNA. RefSeq lists its product as hypothetical. NCBI's taxonomy places the organism in Eukaryota, Fungi, Basidiomycota, Tremellomycetes, Tremellales, Cryptococcaceae. The record is from RefSeq and is a predicted model, not a curated record. The coding region runs from base 309 to 1262 and encodes 317 amino acids. The transcript has 3 exons.
GCCGCAUAAUCUUCCUCAGCAUGACCCCAUUUUCUUUUCUUCAUCUUCCUCUCUUCACCCGCCAAACUUUCUCUUUUUCUUCCUUCCAACCCAUAUCCAACCCGGGAACCUGUCGCUUGACGUGCAACGUUCCAGGCUUUCAUUCACUCACCCUCAUUUACAGCUCGCUCAGUGAGCCUCGAACAAGAAAUACGUUUUUCAUUCGCCGACCAGCAUCCAACAAGGUAUAAAACACUGACAGUUUGUGUCUUUUGACAGUUACCACUACUACACUCUCUUACAACAACCAACAAAACAAAACAAGCAAAAUGUUCGCCAAGGCUGCUGUCAUCGCCCUUGCUUCGGCUUCUAUCGUCGUUGCUGCUCCCGUCAACUGUGCUAGGGCCAAGCCCACUACUUACGACGAGGGUUACCUUGAGUCUUAUGAUGCCUACCACACCAGGUACCUUGCUCUCUCUUGCUCCACCCAGCACAACACCACCUUCUUCGACGACUGCUGUCACCCUCUCCUCGCCACCGAGACUCUUGCCGACAACCGUGCUUCUUACUGCACUCCCAACUCUACUGCUAUCGCCUCUGUCAAUGCCACCAUCGCCGAGGCUACUGCCUCCGCCACUGCAUCUGCCGAUAUCGAGGCCGAGUCUCAGUACAACAACGCUUCCAGCUACGCUGCUGAGGCCACUGCUUCCGUCACCGCCGAGGCUACUGCUUCUGUGACCGCCGAGGCCACUGCUUCCGUCACCGCUUCCGCCGUCAACAACCUUGCCGACGUUGCCCAGCAAACUGCUGCCAGCUCUUAUGAGGAGCAGCCUACCGCUUCUUCCAGCAGCUCUUACGGACGUGCCUCCGCCUCUUCUUCCUCUUCUGAUGAGGAGAGCGCCACCUCCACCUCUUCUUCUUCCGCUUCCGACUCAAGCUCUACCUCUUCUUCUGAGGUCUACACCGGUGGUUACGCUACUUUCUACUCUCAGGGUGGUGUUGCCGGUGAAUGUGGUACCGUCCACUCUGACGACGACUAUGUCAUUGCCAUUGACUCCAACGGAUGGUGGCAGGACUACGAGUCCAACGACUCUUCUCCUUACUGCGGCAAGUCCAUCACUCUCACCAACACCAACAACGGCAAGUCUGUCACUGCUGUCGUCGCCGAUGUCUGCCCCACCUGUGAAACCGCCAACUCUCUCGACCUUUCCAUCGGUGCCUUCAACCAAAUUGCCACUGAGGAGGACGGUAUGGUCCCCAUCACCUGGUACUUCACCGACUAAGCGGUCUACCUUGAUGGUAUCGUUUAUUCUUUGUAGAUCUUUUCUCGUAUCUCUUUAUUAUUUUGGUGUUUCUAGUAUCAUUCAUCAUCUUUCACGAGUUCAUGACAAUCUUUUAUCCUUCAUCCUCCGUAGUGCGGUCUUUGGCCUUUCUUCUUUGUCUAGCUUUUCAAUUCCCGUUUUAGGUAGCGUUUCUUUGACUCCUAGUGAGCUUUUUUCGUCUAUACCUAUAGCGGUGUUUUUGACUGGCGCGCUGAGUAGAACGGUUGAGUCAUGAGUUGUACUGGUGCUUCUCAUGAGGAAGAGAAAAUGCAUAUGAGCUAGUCUCACCUGUAGCCUUG